AUGGCAGGUCAUCAUGUAAUGAUGCAGAACACACUUUUAGGCGGACAUGAACCCUACAUAGAAAUAUUUGAACAACCCAGGCAAAGAGGGAUGAGAUUCAGAUACAAAUGUGAAGGCCGAUCGGCUGGUAGCAUUCUUGGUGAACGCAGCACAGAAAAUAACCGCUCAUACCCAUCUAUCCAGUUGCAGAAUUUGAAUUAUAAUGUUAAAGGCAAAGUAAAAGUCACUUUGGUAACAAAGAAUGAGCCAUACAGACCACAUCCACAUGAUUUGGUGGGCAAGGACUGCAGAGAUGGUUAUUACGAAACAGAGUUUGGAGCUGAUCGUAGAGUGCUAUGCUUUCAGAAUUUGGGCAUACAGUGUGUUCGGAGAAAAGAAGUGAGAGAAGCCAUCCUUGCCCGAAAAACUCGUCAAAUAAACCCCUUCGGAGUACGAGAAGAGCAGCUACUCACAAUUGAAGACUAUGACCUCAAUGUUGUACGACUGUGCUUCCAAGUCUAUCUUGCUGACGAACAAGGGAACUAUACCAGAGCUCUGGUACCUGUUGUCUCCAACCCCAUUUAUGAUAACCGAGCUCCUAACACUGCUGAGCUACGGAUCUGUCGUGUGAAUAAAAAUUGCGGCAGUGCAGCUGGAGGCGAUGAGAUAUUCCUACUAUGUGACAAAGUUCAAAAAGAUGACAUUGAGGUCCGAUUUUUUUCUGACAAUUGGGAAAACAAAGGGAUCUUUGGACAAGCUGAUGUGCACCGUCAAGUAGCCAUUGUUUUCAAGACACCCUCUUUUCCCUUUCCUAUCACUGAAGUUACAACAGUGAAAAUGCAGUUGAAAAGACCAUCUGACCAAGAAGUCAGUGAACCUAUGGAUUUCAGAUACAUACCUUAUGAAAAAGAUCACUAUACAAAAAAGAUUAAAAAAAAUGAGGAUCUUUUACGUAUAUUAUGGGAUUCUCAAAAAGUGCAACAAAUGGAGAAAGCAGAAAGCCCCUCCGCAACCUUAUCAAGAUUCAAUGACAGAGAGCGAACGAUUAAACCAGGUAAAGAUUGCUUCUCUGAUUUUGAUUUCACCCUGCUACCGUGUUUCCCCGAAAUGGAAUGA
Molecule: messenger RNA, 1095 nt
Organism: Nanorana parkeri
Lineage: Eukaryota; Metazoa; Chordata; Amphibia; Anura; Dicroglossidae
Gene: REL
Product: REL proto-oncogene, NF-kB subunit
Exons: 11
Coding region: 1-1095 (364 amino acids)
Biological process (GO): innate immune response; inflammatory response; cellular response to stress
Cellular component (GO): cytoplasm
Molecular function (GO): RNA polymerase II cis-regulatory region sequence-specific DNA binding; DNA-binding transcription factor activity, RNA polymerase II-specific
Source: RefSeq, a predicted model, not a curated record